Messenger RNA from Halichondria panicea, 2704 nucleotides. RefSeq names its product kinesin-like protein KIF6. The transcript has 26 exons. Gene Ontology annotation, cellular component: kinesin complex; microtubule. The record is from RefSeq and is a predicted model, not a curated record. Gene Ontology annotation, molecular function: microtubule motor activity; ATP hydrolysis activity; microtubule binding. Bases 86 to 2590 code for a protein of 834 amino acids. NCBI's taxonomy places the organism in Eukaryota, Metazoa, Porifera, Demospongiae, Suberitida, Halichondriidae. Gene Ontology annotation, biological process: microtubule-based movement.
GUACCGUUAUACCAGACCGCCUUUCUCCUUCGCGGCCUAGAGUCGAGGUAGUUGGACUCCGCCCAACUAGAGUCGAGGCAACACCAUGGUGAAACACGGCAUCAAGAUAUUUGCUAGAAUUAAGCCUUCUAACAAGACAGCCGGGCUGUUUGAGGUUGCUGAGGAGGAGAGCCUCUACAAACUGUCCCUCUUUAUCCCUCACUCGGAAGCCAGUGGCCAUGUCAACAACAAAAAGGAAACAUUUUCUUUCCGGUUCAACAAGGUGUUUGAGCAAACAACCACUCAGGAUGAAAUAUUUGAAAAAGUGGCUCGAGAAGUCGCUGAUAACUGCUUAGAAGGCUACAAUGGUACCAUAUUUGCAUAUGGACAAACUGGCUCUGGUAAAACAUUUACCGUCACUGGUGGUGUAGAGAGAUACUCUGAACGGGGAGUUAUCCCCAGAACUCUCUCAUACCUCUUCCAACAGUUCCAGAAAUCCCCAGAUACCAUGUUCACCACUCAUAUAUCUUACCUGGAAAUCUACAAUGACAAAGGUUAUGACCUCCUGGACCCUAAACACGAGGCUUCUAAAUUGGAAAAUUUGCCUAAAGUUACUCUGUUAGAGGAUGGUGGAGGCACUAUCCACAUGAAGAAUUUGUCCAUGCACCCAGUCACCAACGAAGAAGAAUCUCUCAACUGGCUGUUCAUCGGGGACACAAAUAGAAUAAUGGCAGAGACCCCAAUGAAUAUGGCCUCUACACGGUCUCACUGUAUCUUUACCAUCCACAUCAUGUCAAGAGAGCCAGGAUCAGACAUGCUGAAGAAGUCUAAGUUACAUCUGGUUGACUUAGCAGGGUCUGAGAGGGUUGGUAAGACCGGAGUAAGCGGAACCCUGCUCAACGAGGCCAAGUACAUCAAUCUUUCUCUGCUCUGUCUGGAACAGGUUAUUGUUGCUCUCUCUGAGAAGUCAAGAACACACAUCCCGUACCGGAACUCAAUGUUGACUUCAGUCCUCAGAGACAGUUUGGGCGGCAACUGCAUGACUACAAUGAUAGCUACCUGUUCUGUCGAGAAUAAAAACAUUCAUGAGACAAUCUCUACAUGUCGGUUUUCCCAGCGAGUUGCUCUAGUCAAGAAUGAGGCCACUCUCAACAAAGAAUUGGACCCUAAGCUGAUGGUUGCUCGUUUGAAGGCUGAGAUCCAGGAUCUCAAGGAUGAGCUAUCCCUGGCUACAGGAGAGCAAAGGACUGACGAGGUAACCGAUGAAGAGAAGGAGAAAUGCAAACAGCUUGUGGAGCAGUUUAUUAACGACACCAGUCCUGAGUGUCAACUGGUAGUGGCAGGAAACAUGAGGAUGAUACAGCUAUAUUUCCGCCUACUCAGGGCAGAGAUCCUGAAGGCGAGAAAAGACUGUGCUGGUGUAGUUGACGACGGUUCAACAGCUAGUCCAGUCGGUGCAUCCUCUAAAGAUCCAAAUUCAGAGAUACAACAAAACGUGGUGGUGUCGAACACUGGGCUGCUGGGACUCAGGGACCUGCUCAGACAAAGGGAUGAUGAGAUCAGUGUUCUACUCAAAAUACUGAAACAAGAGAAACGUAAAACAGCAGAUGCAGAAGCUUCUCUCAAGAGGUCUGGUAGUCAACAAAUGAGGCCAUCUAGUACCAUUCUUGAUCCAAUUGGCCCUGUACAACUUGAACCAGGAGUCCAUGCCAAAGAACAAGAUGUGUUUGUUAGACAGAGUCAGGAGUCCUUUGAAUGGAGAUCUGCUAUGAAAACAAGGUUGUCUCAAGCCAGACAGGAAGCGUUCGAUACGUUUCGUAAAAACUUCGCUGACAUGAGAGCAAUGGAUAAACAUAAGAAGGUCCUCAAAACGAAGUAUGCCGAAGCCAAAACUUUGGGGGAGAGAGUGAACACUUGUAGACUCAUCAUUAAUAAACUGAAAGGGAAAACAGAAAAACUGAGAAUUUCUCGUGGUGUUAAAGGGCUGACGGAUGGUUCUGCAACAGAGGACCCUGAUCCAAAGGAGGAAGAGCUCAAGUGUAGCAUAGAGAGGGAGAAGUCAAAUUUCAAGAUGAUGUAUGGCCAGUUGCGAGACUUGAAAGCUGAGAUAGAGCACGUUCAACACCUUCAUGAGAAAGCUAAGCUACAGGUUCAGAGGGACUUCGAGCAGUGGUGGGACCAACAAACGGCGCAACAAAAGGGCGAAAAUUCAACAUCAGUCAAGUCUGCCUGGCGUACCCCACCCUUAACCAGUACACCGCCCAUGCCCACUACUUUGGCAGCAUCACGGGAUGCACCCAGACACAAAAGACCCUCAUCACAGCGCAAGACACACUCUACACAAACACAACAGCUAAUUGCUGCUAUGCUCCCUAUUAAUAAUGAUUAUGAAAAUGCCGUUUCUGGGACAAUUAUUAAGGAACCUAAAAUGGACAAUGUUCUCACUCAGCAAAGGCAGCUGUUUGAUCAUGACAAGAUUAAGGUUGCUUCCCAGUUCAGGUCGGUUACUAGGGACUCAAUUCCCUUGACUGGAGAUCCUAAGGCUGAUGCUGACAUUUUAGCUUUCUAUAAGGCUCGACAAAAGCUUAUUCCGGAAAGGGCACUACAAUAGAGAUGAACAUGAUGGACCCAGUAAUGUGGUAAAUACAAUGAAUAAAACUUAAGUUUAGUUCAUUUCAUUUUUUUGUUGAUUUGGUUUCCGAUAUCAGUUCUUCAACAUUCUCAC